UAUAUGUGGUGUGCAUGCUGAACAGUGUAUAGCGGUCUUUAUAUUAGUCGUUCAAAAACUUUGUCAUUACUCUUGGUUUUCUAACAGUGAGAAUGAAGUGACUUUCUAACGUGUUUUAUCUAUUUUGAAGUUCGUGUACUAGUAGUAGGUACCGGUUGAGUUUGUUGUUUGACAGAUGUGAAUGUGUAUUGUCGUUUCUUAACGUAGACACAUAAUUUUGUUCAUUUUAUUUUUGUACAAUGGCAUUGCUUGUUUAACCGUGCUUGAUUCUUGUCGUCCGUGAUAACAAUAAUAAAAAACUCUUGCAAUUGUAUAAUAGGCAUUGUUUUCCAUAUAGUUUAGUAACCGUGAGCGCGCCCAGUCAGCACAAUGGGAACUCAAUAACAGUGAAUAUUCCCCACCUGAGGUCUGAGGCUGCAUCUGUAACGCGUCCGCGAGCACGUACAUUUGAGACUGACUAUCGGCACUUUCUCUCGCUGAUGCGUUGCGAGUCGGUUACUCAAUACGCGUUGUGCAAAGACUGGUUGAAGUCGCCGAGUCGAUGUCGAUAUUUUGUAACGGUAGUACUUAAUCUGUGAGGGUUGAUGUCGGUCGUGCGAGGCUGAGAGUAGCUGGGCCAGUGUUUGAUGUGUAAUGUGUAAAAGUUUGGUGUGAUGGUGGAACGCGAGGGUAUGCGACGCGGCAGCGGUGGCGGCUGUGGCUGGGGCGGCGGCGUGCUGGGCCGCUGGUCGCUACGCCGCCUGCUGCUUGACAGCCCACUCGUGGGCCGGAGGCUUGCACACACAGUAUUGGAGCAAGCAGACGGACGGCCCGCGAAAUUAAACAACGUAGAACAGCAAAGACAAACUACAGUAGAAUUUAUAGCAGAAGAUGAAGAGGGUGAUGGUCUCGAGUGUCCGCUAUGCCUGUCGGUGUUCAACUCGGCUGCAAUGGAGCGGCUCGCGUGGUGCUCUCACCGAUGCUGCGAGCCCUGCUUACGACAAUACCUUGCCAUCGAGAUCUUCGAGGCGAGGGUCCCAGUUAAUUGCCCAGUUUGCCACGAGAGCAUGCACCCCUCAGACGUUCGUCGCAUCGUAGACAACCCGGUGCUGUACGAGAAGUAUGAAGAGUUCUCAGUGAGACGCGCGCUCGCCGCCGACCCUGACACACGGUGGUGCCCCGCGCCCGACUGCAGUUUCGCGGUGGUGGCGACGGGCUGCGCGUCGUGUCCGAAGCUGACAUGCCUGGCGCCGGGGUGCGGCGCGUCAUUCUGCUACCACUGUAAGGCGGCGUGGCAUCCCACGCAGACCUGCGACGCCGCGCGACGCAGCCGAGCGCCGCCGCCGCGGGCGCCGCAACCCUCGCAUCCAGAUAUUGACCAUGGUGACGUGAAACCAUGCCCCCGAUGUUCCGUACUGAUAGUGAAGGUAGAGGACGGCUCCUGCAACCACAUGGUGUGCUGCGUCUGUGGCGCGGAGUUCUGUUGGCUGUGUAUGAAGGAGGUUUCAGACUUACAUUACUUGAGCCCUAGCGGAUGUACAUUCUGGGGAAAAAAGCCUUGGUCCCGGAAGAAAAAGUUGUUAUGGCAGCUGGGCACGCUGGCGGGCGCGCCGCUGGGCAUCGCGGUGGUGGCGGGCGUGGCGCUGCCGGCGCUGCUGGUGGGGCUGCCGCUGUGGGCGGGGCGGCGCGCGCACCGCCGCCUGCGCCGCGCGCCCCUGAGCGCGGCGUGCGAGACGCGGGCGCGCUGCGCCAGCCCGGGCGCCGUGCUGGCGGCGGGGGACGGCGCGUAA
Spodoptera litura is the source of this 1769-nucleotide messenger RNA. Lineage: Eukaryota; Metazoa; Arthropoda; Insecta; Lepidoptera; Noctuidae. The record is from RefSeq and is a predicted model, not a curated record.